AUGACAGUACACUGACAGCAAUCGACAUUUUUCAAAAUAGCAGUUUUUUACUUUCCACAUUAAUCAAAAAAAUAUGUUACACUUGGUAGCACGUAACUUCCAACUACAGAAAUAGUUAUUAAUUUCGGCGCCUUAAUUAAAGUGUAAAUGUAGUGAUUAGAGCCUAAAUUAUCCCUUACACGUCAUUAGAAUGAUGCCCUUGCACCACCUGAAGGGAAUCAUUGCAGUCUAAUUUCCGUUUUGACGUCGACAAUGCAAUCGAAUUCGAAAACGCGAGAAAUGUUUAUUAUACGCGCGCUAGAAAAGAUACUCAACGAUAAGGAAAUUAAACGUUCGCACCAUUCGCAGCUGAAACGAGCCUGCGAAGCGGCAUUAGAGGAAAUUAAAAGGGAACUGAAGGACUCGGACGGCAAUGAGAAAAUAUCGGAUGCCCUUCCCGUACCGCGCAGUGGGAAUGUCAACCAUUUAACGACCGAGAAGUAUUUUUUACCGUUCGAGCUCGCAUGCCAGAGCAAAUCGUAUCGUAUUGUGGUUACCGCCCUCGACUGUCUACAAAAGUUAAUAGCAUACGGUCACCUGACUGCAAACGUACCGGACUCUACAACGCCCGGCAAACUUUUAAUCGACCGAAUUGUGGAAACUAUCUGUGCCUGUUUUACUGGUCCGCAAACGGAUGAAGGCGUGCAACUGCAAAUAAUCAAGGCACUAUUAACUGUCGUCACGAGUCAACAUGUCGAGGUGCACGAGGGAACGGUCCUGCUGGCGGUACGCACGUGCUACAACAUUUUCCUGGCGAGCAGAAACCUGAUCAAUCAGACGACGGCGCGGGCGACGCUAACGCAAAUGCUAAACGUGAUAUUCAUGCGGAUGGAAAAUCAGGCGUACGAGACCGAGGUGCAUUUGGAGAACGGUUUCGGGAUAAACGACUCGAAGUCGUCGCUCGACGUCACCGACAAGAACGACUCGCUCGACGCCUCCGACUGUUUGGCGAGGGAGGACGCCGAACCGUCCAGUUUUGAUGUGGCCGCCGAGAUCGUCGAUAGUCUCGUGAGCAGCGCGAUCGCAACCGUCGACGAGAUCAAAAUGCAGGAGUCGGGCGCAAAAUCGGAGGGGAGUGUUAAGUCUUUGGAAAGAGUGCCAUCUCAAGAAAGCGUCGACACUCACAGCGAAAACGAUUCGGCGGUGACCGCGAAAUUCACUCAUAUUUUACAGAAAGACGCCUUCUUAGUAUUCCGAGCCCUUUGCAAACUGUCAAUGAAACCUCUACCCGAAGGGACGCCCGAUCCGAAGUCGCACGAGCUAAGAUCGAAGAUCCUCUCCCUCCACCUCCUGCUGUCGAUAUUACAAAACGCCGGGCCCGCCUUUCGAUCGAACGAAAUGUUCGUGACCGCGAUCAAGCAGUAUCUGUGCGUGGCCCUUUCGAAAAACGGCGUCAGCUCGAUACCCGAGGUCUUCGAGCUGUCGCUCGCGAUCUUUUUGGCUUUACUUUCGAAUUUUAAAAUGCAUCUCAAGAUGCAAAUCGAGGUGUUCUUUAAAGAAAUUUUCUUGAACAUCCUCGAGACGUCCAGUUCGUCGUUCGAGCACAAGUGGAUGGUGAUUCAGGCGUUGACGCGUAUAUGCGCGGACGCUCAGAGUGUCGUGGAUAUUUAUGUUAACUACGAUUGCGACCUGUCCGCCGCGAAUCUUUUCGAGCGGUUGGUGAGCGAUCUUUUUCGUACCGCGCAAGGGCGUCAUUCGAUCGAGUUGGGUGCGUCUCCCAAUCAGGAGAGAUCGAUGAAGCUGAGAGGUUUAGAGUGCCUUGUGUCCAUCCUCAAGUGUAUGGUGGAGUGGAGUAAAGACCUUUACGUUAACCCCAACCUUCAGUCGACAGUCGGCGAGCAAGCGCCUAGAGAACCCGAUACAUCAUCGCUGAAAUCGCACGGAGGCUCUACCACCAGUUUGCAGUCCAGCGCCAGUUCCGGCGGUAAUAAGGAGGUGCUCGACUCGCCCGAACAAUUGGAGGUGCUUAAACAGCAAAAGGAGGUGUGGGAAACGGGAAUUGAUAUGUUUAACCGAAAACCUCGGCGCGGCAUCGCGUUCUUACAGGAGCAAAAUUUGCUGGGCACAAGCUACUUUGACGUCGCUAAGUGGUUGCAUACAGAUGAAAGGUUAGACAAGACCUUCAUCGGUGACUUCCUGGGGGAGAAUGACGAAUUCAGCAAGGAGGUAAUGUACGUCUACGUGGACACCUUAAACUUCGCCGAUAUGGACAUCGUGACCGCCCUGAGACACUUCCUGGACGGCUUUCGUCUCCCGGGCGAAGCCCAGAAGAUCGAUCGCCUCAUGGAGAAGUUCGCCAGCCGUUACUGCGAGUGCAAUCCCAACAACGGGCUAUUCGCCAGUGCCGAUACCGCGUACGUCCUCGGUUUCUCGAUUAUAAUGCUAACCACCGACCUGCACUCGCCCCAGGUCAAAACCAAGAUGACAAAGGAACAGUACAUCAGACUAAACCGCGGCAACACCGACAGCAAGGACGUCCCCGAGGAGUAUCUAUCGCAAAUCUACGACGAAAUCGCGGGUCACGAAAUCAAAAUGAAAUCCGUCGUGACCAAGACGGGCAAGCACCCGAUCAACAACGAGAAGAGGCGCAAGAUCCUCUGGAAUAUGGAGAUGGAGGUGAUCUCGACCGCCGCGAAGAACUUGAUGGAAUCGGUUUCGCACGUGCAGGCCCCGUUUACUACCGCCAAACACUUGGAGCACGUACGGCCCAUGUUUAAAAUGGCGUGGACCUCGUUUUUGGCCGCCUUUAGCGUCGGACUACAGGACUGCGACGAUCCCGAGGUCGCCUCUCUCUGCCUGGACGGAAUACGUUGUGCCAUAAGAAUCGCGUGUAUCUUUCACAUGUCUCUGGAACGGGACGCCUACGUGCAAGCACUGGCUCGGUUUACGCUACUGACCGCGAACUCGCCGAUCAUGGAUAUGAAAGCCAAAAAUAUUGAUACGAUCAAGACGUUGAUCACGGUUGCGCACACCGACGGAAAUUACUUGGGGAACAGCUGGUUGGACAUCUUAAAGUGUAUUUCGCAGUUGGAGUUGGCCCAACUCAUCGGCACGGGUGUUAGGCCUCAAUUUCUCGCGGGGCCCGGGCAUAAACCUCCCGAUCCCAGUUCGAAGGAACACAUAGGACAAACGAGCUCUCAAAGUGUUGUGGUUGCCGUUGAUCGUAUUUUUACAGGUUCUACCCGACUUGACGGGGACGCCAUCGUGGAUUUCGUUAAGGCGCUCUGUCAGGUAUCCCUGGACGAGUUGGCAUACCCCGGACACCCUCGAAUGUUUUCCCUCCAAAAGAUCGUCGAAAUUUCCUACUACAACAUGGGACGUAUACGUCUGCAGUGGUCUCGAAUUUGGCAGGUGCUCGGCGAACAUUUUAACGCGGUCGGAUGUAAUCCGAGCGAGGAUAUAUCGUUCUUCGCCGUCGAUAGCCUGCGACAGCUAUCGAUGAAGUUCAUCGAAAAGGGAGAGUUCGCCAACUUCAGAUUUCAGAAGGACUUUCUGCGACCGUUCGAGCACAUCAUGAAGAAGAACGUCUCGCCCACAAUUAGGGAUAUGGUCGUGAGGUGUAUAGCGCAGAUGGUAAACUCGCAGGCGAAUAACAUUAAGUCCGGAUGGAAGAAUAUAUUCUCCGUGUUUCAUUUGGCAGCUAGCGAUCAGGAGGAGGCAAUCGUCGAGCUUGCCUUCCAAACGACGGGGAAGAUCAUAACCGAGCUAUACGGGAGACAAUUUUCGGCGAUGAUUGAUUCCUUCCAGGAUGCCGUCAAGUGCCUGUCCGAGUUUGCGUGCAAUGCUCGGUUUCCCGAUUUGAGCAUGGAGGCGAUACGGUUGGUGCGAACCUGUGCCUUGAGUGUUAAUGGCGCUCCGCAACUUUUUGCUGAGCAUGCAGGAAUGGAGAACGACGUAACCAUACCGGAGGAGGAUCGCGUCUGGGUUCGAGGUUGGUUCCCUCUCCUCUUCUCACUGUCCUGCGUGGUAAAUAGAUGUAAACUGGACGUGCGCACGCGUGCGCUCACCGUACUGUUCGAAAUAGUCAAAACCUAUGGCGAUUCCUUCAGUCCGCAUUGGUGGAAAGAUCUGUUCAAAGUAUUAUUUAGAAUUUUCGACAACAUGAAGCUACCCGAACAGUACACGGAGAAGGCCGAAUGGAUGACGACGACCUGCAAUCACGCGCUCUACGCCAUCGUCGACGUUUUCACGCAGUACUUUGACGUUCUCGGUCCUUUACUGUUAGAGGAGUUGUACUCGCAGCUGCACUGGUGCGUGCAGCAGGAGAACGAACAGCUGGCGCGCUCGGGCACAAACUGCCUAGAGAACUUGGUCAACUCCAAUGGGCACAAAUUCAACGAAUCCACUUGGGAUAAGACCUGCCAGUGUAUCCUUGACAUUUUCAAUUCGACCGUGCCAUCCCAACUUCUGACAUGGAAGCCGGACUCCUUCCAGACGACGGCCGUAAUUGAGCAAAAUGGCGACAUCGGCGCCAGGCACGGAAUCCUCAAGCGUGGUGCUCACAUGCACGACAGCAACGCGGACUCGUAUUCCUUAUUCAAUGCGUUGAUGAUAAAAAGCGUGGUCCAGCUGGAGCUCAUACAGACGAUCGACAACAUCGUAUUUUACCCGGCGACGUCGCGGAAGGAGGACGCGGAAACGUUGGCGUUAGCCGCCGCCGACAUGACCGGAAGCGUCACUCUGACCGAGUGCCAACGCGAAGAGCAGGGAAUGUAUCGACUGUUGAGCACCAAACAUCUGAUUCAGUUAACCGAUUGCCUGCUUCAGUCGCAUCGUUUCGCCAAAGCGUUUAAUGCCGACCACGAGCAGCGCAAUCUCCUAUGGAAGGCCGGUUAUAGGGGGUCGGUCAAGCCGAACUUGUUAAAGCAGGAGACGCAGAGUCUGGCGUGCUUACUCAGGAUACUGUUCAAGAUGUACGGCGACGACGGACGGACCGCUCAUUGGCCUUUGAUUCAGAGCAGAUUAAUCUCGGUGUGCCAAGAGGCCUUAGAAUACUUCCUGCAAUUGCAAAGUGAGGCGCAUCGCGAUGCGUGGACCUCUCUCUUACUUUUGGUACUUACUCGCAUACUGAAAAUGCCGGACGAUAGGUUUGCCGCGCACAUUUCGAGUUACUAUCCCCUCCUAUGCGAAAUAGUGUGCUUCGAUUUGAAGGCGGAGCUUCGUUCCAUCCUGCGGAGGGUCUUCUUGCGAAUCGGACCCGUCUUUCGUAUCACCAAUACGUAAAUAAAACCCUUCUCUUUUUUUUACACUUUUUUUAAUGCUAGUGUAAGUAGUACUGUGGUUAUUUUCUUAACUUAUUUAUGACGGGCGAUGGCGAUCUUUGGUGGUCGCCACCCUACAUAACCGUAGCGUAUAGUAUGGAAUCAGUUAUUGUGAUGAUAUGUAUAGUAUAUGAUAGAUAAUGUAAAAUAAAGCUGUGUAUAAAUUGUUAUUUUAUAAAUUAAAAGUUUUGAUUAUCUUGUUGAUUUUGACUUUGAAAGGUCUCAAAUCGUCUCGUAUAAAGUAUCACUAGUCAAAAUCUUGAUGCUUUUAGGGAUCAUCGCACAGUUUUAUUACCUACAAUAGCUUAAAAAUGAAUGUUGAUAUUUUUAUAGACCAUUUUCGCGAUUACUUUAGUACAGUGUGUAAUUUCGUUAACGAAAUAAAGAAGCAUUCCUAAUUAGACUCAUAUACGAUAUACAAAAUUGCCAAAAAGGAAGCACUAUUGUAAUAGAGGAAGUUAUGUGCCUUUAGUCAUCUGCAAUUCGAUUAGUUUACUAACAUGGUGCUAGUACAAUAUUUCUUUUUUAACGUUUGGGUGCAUUUAUUGAACAAUAAUAUAACAAACUUAUUGGUCUGAGCAAGGUGUCAUUUAUUGUAUGGGACGCUCAUUUUGUAUAUACUCUCAUUCACUUUAGAUCUAUAAUUGUUUUUCAAUGUAAUAAUGUAUCAAUUUUUUUAAAAUAAAUUGCUUAAUAGUA
This is a messenger RNA of Photinus pyralis (common eastern firefly), 5999 nucleotides long. It is a transcript of the gene Sec71, whose product is annotated as brefeldin A-inhibited guanine nucleotide-exchange protein 1. Gene Ontology annotation, biological process: regulation of ARF protein signal transduction. The transcript is spliced from 7 exons. Gene Ontology annotation, molecular function: guanyl-nucleotide exchange factor activity. NCBI's taxonomy places the organism in Eukaryota, Metazoa, Arthropoda, Insecta, Coleoptera, Lampyridae. The coding region runs from base 253 to 5262 and encodes 1669 amino acids. The record is from RefSeq and is a predicted model, not a curated record.